AUGGCAGCCGCGGAAGCGAAAGUUUGCGGCGAGGAGUUGCGAAGGCUGCGAGAAGCUGCCGGCCAAGAGGGCGCGGCGGCGGGCCUCGGAGCCUCGGACAUCCUGGCCGCCCUGGAGCGGCUCUCGGCCCUGCAGCUCGACCUGGCGCUGCUGCGCGAGACUGGCAUCGGGCGCGAGGUAAACGAUAAGUUCCUGCGGGCGCACGCCGACGCCGCCGUGCGGGACCGCAGCCGCGCCCUCGUCCACUCCUGGAAGUCCCUGGUCCAGCCCAAGGCGGAACCGCCCGCUGGCGCUGGCAGCGGCGCCGCCGUGCAGGCAGAGGCGCCCGCUGCCGCGCCGGCUGCCGAGGCCGCCGCGCCGGACGGGGGCGCGGCCGCCGACGGGGCCGCGUCCGCCCGGCCGCAGAAGAAGCGGGCUGCCGCGUCCCAGGACGAGGCGCCGAGGAAGGCGAAGGCCGCGAAGGCGGCACCAGCGCCGGCGGCCGACGGCCCCAACGCCGCCCUGGCGGCGCUGUUCUCCGAGCUCGCUGGGUUCGAGUUCAAGCGGAAGGAGAAGUUCAAGGGAGUGGCCUAUAAGAAGGUCGCCGCGGCCCUCCUCGCUCACGACGAGGAGAUCACCGGCGGGCCUCAGGCCGCUGCGCUGCCUGGGAUCGGGAAGCAGUCGGCGACCAAGAUCCAGGAGUACGUCGACACGGGCAAGAUAGAGCGCCUGGAGAGGUACAGGAACGGGGACCUGGAGGAGUAG
Prorocentrum cordatum is the source of this 744-nucleotide messenger RNA. Lineage: Eukaryota; Dinophyceae; Prorocentrales; Prorocentraceae. The record is from the annotation of a GenBank genome assembly.